AGCGUUGAGACCGUUCCUUUAACACGUGAUCGAAAUGGACCAGUACCUAUGCGUUGCGCUGUUCAAGAGGAAAGGAAAACUUCCUCUCAGCCUCCUUUUCAUCUUGGUAAAUAAUCAACAGACGUGUAAAGCCCUGCGCUUUAAGACCAGUCGGUAUAAAGAAUAUAAGCGCUUAGUGUUUUACUUUUACAUCGGACGGUGUGUGAUCGGUGUGGUUGGUCUGCCAGGGUCCUGUGUUAUUGAAGAGGACUGCACGGGUGCGCGCUCCGCUCUGUUGACACUGCGGAAGCGCGCACAGGAAACAGAAGUCCCGCUGUUUUGGUCCAUGGAAAAGUCGUCGGUUUUAGGUGUCCGUCUGUCCUUAAAGCAACGCUAUUUGCUCCUGCUUGGCUUCGCUGCUGCUGUAAUAAUUGCUUCUCAGUUUACGAGAAGCCAUCCGCCAAGUGCGAAAAUGAAGCGCGUAGAGGGACUGAGAGCCAACUCCUCGCAGUUCACUUUGGAGAAAAACCCUUUCCGCAUCCUGGGAGGCUCCAUCCACUACUUCCGUGUCCCCAGAGCCUACUGGGAGGACCGGCUGCUGAAGAUGAAGGCCUGCGGCAUCAACACUCUGACAACCUAUGUGCCUUGGAACCUGCAUGAGCCGGAGCGAGGGGUGUUUGACUUUGAGGAUGAACUGGAUUUAGAAGCCUACAUUCGCCUCGCAGGAAGCUUGGGCCUCUGGGUGAUUUUGCGUCCUGGGCCUUACAUCUGCGCUGAAUGGGAUCUGGGAGGACUGCCUAGUUGGCUGCUGCGAGAUCCCAACAUGAAGCUGAGAACGACCUACGCAGGAUUCACGGAAGCAGUCAACUCCUUUUUUGAUAAAGUCAUAAAGAAAAUAACUCCAUAUCAGUACUCCCAGGGUGGCCCCAUCAUAGCAGUUCAAGUUGAGAACGAGUACGGCUCCUACGCUAAAGAUGACAAGUACAUGCCGUUCAUACAGGAGGCGUUAUUGUCACGGGGCAUCACAGAGUUGCUGCUGACCUCUGACAACAAGGACGGCCUGAAGCUUGGAGGAGUGAAAGGAGCACUGGAAACGAUCAAUUUCCAGAAACUGGACAUAAAUGAGAUCAAGUACCUGGAUGAAAUUCAACCUCACAAACCAAAGAUGGUUAUGGAGUACUGGUCAGGCUGGUUCGAUCUCUGGGGUGGCCUUCAUCAUGUGUUCCCAGCUGAAGACAUGACAGCGGUGGUCACAGAAAUUCUGAAGCUGGACAUGUCCAUCAACCUUUACAUGUUUCAUGGAGGGACCAAUUUUGGCUUCAUGAGUGGCGCAUUCGCUGUUGGGAUACCGGCGCCUAAACCCAUGGUGACAAGCUACGAUUACGACGCUCCAUUAUCCGAGGCUGGGGAUUACACCACCAAGUAUCAUCUUCUGAGGAAUUUAUUCAGCAGCUACCACAACGAGCCUCUUCCUAAACCACCCUCUUCUCAGCAAAGGAGAGCCUAUCAGUUCGCUGUUGUCCAGCAGCAUCUAUCCCUGUGGGACAGUCUGCAUUCAACAGAAAAGCCUUUCAGAUCGCAGCGGCCAGUCAACAUGGAGAACCUCCCCGUCAACAACAACAACGGUCAGUCGUACGGCUACACGCUGUAUGAGACGGCCAUCGCCAGCGGAGGAACGCUCAACUCCAAGAACAACAUCAGAGACAGAGCACUGGUUUUUGUGGACAAACACCUUGUUGGUGUUUUGGACUAUAAGGUGCAGGAACUUGUGCUACCGGAUGGGAAGGGAAGCAGAACUCUGAGUUUGCUGGUGGAGAACUGUGGAAGGGUGAAUUAUGGGACAACUCUGGAUGAGCAGCGCAAAGGUCUGGUUGGCGACAUUGAGCUAAACUCGCACAUCCUCCGAGACUUCGUUAUUCAUAGCCUGGAUAUGAAAGCAGGCUUUGUAAACAGGCUUCAGGGUUCAAGCCAGUGGGUGUCCAUGCAGAAGCAGCCCUCCUUCCCAGCCUUUUUCCGGGCCAAGCUUUACGUGAACAGCUCUCCUAAAGACACCUUCAUCAAACUUCCUGGAUGGACCAAAGGGGUGGUGUUCGUAAACGGCAGGAACCUGGGACGGUACUGGUCUAUUGGACCCCAGCAGACCCUUUACGUCCCUGGGCCCUGGCUUCACCGAGGGGACAACCAGGUCACCGUGUUUGAGGAGCAAGAAGCAGAUGGGAAACUGUAUUUCUCCAGCAACCCUGACUACGGCAUGGCUGUUGAUGUCGAGUGAGGAUGAGCAGACCGGACGCGACUGCAGUUUGCUACGUUUACACGGAUCCGGACCGCCCGUCCUGAUCGGCAGCACUCAGGUGUCAGGAGGACGUUUAAUUGAGUCUGUCUUCCCCGUCGCAUUGAUGGCGUGUUGUCGGAUGUUGCUUCGUUUUCAUACCUCCACCUUACCUAAAUGGUCAGAGGGAGCGGGUGAGAACGCUAUUCUGAUUACAUGGGAUUUAUGGUUCCAUUCAUCUCUGUUGAAAAAAAACCCAAGAUCAAUAAAGUCUGCUUUGACCUGUGGAACCAAG
Fundulus heteroclitus (mummichog) is the source of this 2543-nucleotide messenger RNA. RefSeq names its product beta-galactosidase-1-like protein 2. The transcript is spliced from 19 exons. Gene Ontology annotation, biological process: carbohydrate metabolic process. The record is from RefSeq and is a predicted model, not a curated record. NCBI's taxonomy places the organism in Eukaryota, Metazoa, Chordata, Actinopteri, Cyprinodontiformes, Fundulidae. Gene Ontology annotation, molecular function: beta-galactosidase activity. The coding region runs from base 35 to 2251 and encodes 738 amino acids. Gene Ontology annotation, cellular component: vacuole.